AUGAGUUCCGACGAGAAGUUGGUCCAAGUCUACAGCCGAGCAAACCGCCGCCGCUAUGGCAAGACUUUUCCAAAGGUCAUCGACUUCAGCAAUCGUGCGCAAGAUGUGGAGCGGGCCGUGUUGGAGUUCGCCCAGCCACGGCGUGUCAGAGCUAGUCGCUUUGAGGACGUCGUGAGUUUGUCCGCGGAACUGAAGGAGGCUCUGCCUGACUUGGCUGUCGAUGCCGGCAAUGAGGCCAUCGAAGCUGCGGUACGUCAUGGCUUGGCAGCGGAUGCAUCGAAACAUGGCAAGAAGGAGUGUCAGAAUGAGCAGCAAAACCAGGAUCUGGCCAAGAAGGUCCUGGCAUAUCUGAAGGGCCGCAAGGAUGGCGUGAGCCGUGCAGAGCAUGGAGCCUCCCAGCUGAUGUCCCUCAGCUUGGCGCAGAAGAUUUGGAAUGCCAUGCGCGAGCAGGGCCUGGUGCAAGCUGAUGUGAAGCAGCUGGAGAGAGAGAUUGUGGAGGAAUACACCCGUCCGAAGGGCAUCCGCACAGCUGGGCACUUGGGGUUCUCUGGUUCCUUGGCGUUGCCAUUGACCAACUUGGCCACCCCGCUGCAGAACAUGGAGCGACGGCUGGCGGUGGAACGCAGUGCAGCGCAUGAUGGAGGGGCCGACGUGGUGGCCCUGCAGGCUGUGAAGGACGGGUUGGCCAACGGCGCAGCUGGAGAAGCCGAUGCGGAGGAAGAGGAGGAGCAGCGCGCGCGGACGCUGCGCGAGAUGAAAGCGUGCGCGGAGCGCCUGCUGAAGCCGCGCACGGCGGCGACGGCGCGCUUGCAGAAGAGUUCCUUCGACGCCUUGCAUCGCUUGGUUUCCUGGGCUCGAGAGGCGGCAGAGGCCAAGGAUCGUGACUUGGCGCAGCAGAUGAUUGAUGCCGGGGUCGAGGAGAUCUUUCGAAACAGGCUUCACAAACGGGAGCCUUGCGAGCACCAGCAUUGCAUUGGUGGGUUAGAUGCUCUUGUUGGCUUGGGCUUCUGCCCUCGUGCCGCGAAGAUGUUGAAGGCCUUGCGGAACCUGAACCAGUUGCAUCAAGAGGAGAAGACACACAUGAAGGCCCUUCUGGAGCUCUGUGAUUUCCUGCUGGAAGAGUGCGAUGCGCGGCAGGCUGCAACUUGGAUGUCUUGCGUGUAG
Cladocopium goreaui is the source of this 1164-nucleotide messenger RNA. The record is from the annotation of a GenBank genome assembly. NCBI's taxonomy places the organism in Eukaryota, Dinophyceae, Suessiales, Symbiodiniaceae.